Messenger RNA from Lodderomyces theae, 1038 nucleotides. RefSeq names its product 3-keto-steroid reductase (gene ERG27). Lineage: Eukaryota; Fungi; Ascomycota; Pichiomycetes; Serinales; Debaryomycetaceae. Gene Ontology annotation, cellular component: lipid droplet; mitochondrial outer membrane; endoplasmic reticulum membrane. The record is from RefSeq and is a predicted model, not a curated record. The transcript has a single exon. Gene Ontology annotation, biological process: ergosterol biosynthetic process. Gene Ontology annotation, molecular function: 3-beta-hydroxysteroid 3-dehydrogenase (NADP+) activity. The coding region runs from base 1 to 1038 and encodes 345 amino acids.
AUGUCAUUGAUCAAGGACUCUACUAAAAUUGUUAUCACCGGUACCUCCUCGAACUUGGGAUUCAACAUAGCAGUCCGUUUACUUGAGCGCUUACCCAAUGACAAAGAGAUCACGUUAAUUGUCACCUCAAGAACACUCCCCAAAGUGAAAGAUGUCAUUACCGAUAUAAAAAACUACAUCAUCAACAAAAUCCCUGAAAAAGUCGAUUUGGUUGAAUUUGACUACUUGUUGGUGGAUUUCACCGAUAUGGUUUCCAUAUUAUCCGCGUAUUACGAGUUGGACAAGAGCUAUACCCACAUUGAUUACUUGUUUAUCAAUGCAGCUCAAGGUGUAUAUGGUGGGAUUGAUUGGUUGCAGGCAAUUGUCGAAGUUUUACAAAACCCGAUCCAAGCAGUCACGAACCCCACUUACAAACUUCAACGGACUGGUGUACAAUCAGCAGAUAAUCUAGGUCUUGUUUUUCAAGCAAAUGUGUUUGGGCCUUACUAUUUCAUCCACAAAAUUAAACAUCUUUUGGCCAAUGGUGGAAAGAUUAUUUGGAUCGGUUCACUCAUGUCUCAUCCUAAGUACUUGUCAUUCAAUGAUUUACAGUUAUUAAGGUCUCCGGAAUCCUAUGAAGGGUCAAAGCGAUUGGUUGAUUUGCUACAUUUUGGAACAUAUAAACAACUUAAAAAAGAAGGUAUUGACCAAUUCUUGGUACACCCGGGAAUUUUUACAAGUUUUUCAUUCUUUCAAUUUUUGAAUGUAUUCACCUACUAUGGCAUGUUGGCCUUGUUCUACAUGGCUAGAUACUUGGGAUCACAAUAUCACAAUAUAUCAGGCUAUAUUGCAGCUAAUGCUCCAGUCGCGGCAGCAUUGGGCAAAACGAAACAAACAUCGAAAGUUGGUUCUGCUUGUACUAGAAGUGGUAAGGAAUACUUGAUCGAAGAGGAAGUGGAUACCACGGGGCUGGAAGACGUUGCUCAUUAUUUGGAAACUUUGGCAAAUGAAUGGGAUGAAAAAUUCAAAGACCAAAUUGUCAAUACACGUAUUCCUUAA